Messenger RNA from Apis cerana (Asiatic honeybee), 6335 nucleotides. RefSeq names its product solute carrier family 6 member inebriated (gene ine). NCBI's taxonomy places the organism in Eukaryota, Metazoa, Arthropoda, Insecta, Hymenoptera, Apidae. The record is from RefSeq and is a predicted model, not a curated record. Gene Ontology annotation, cellular component: plasma membrane. Gene Ontology annotation, molecular function: amino acid:sodium symporter activity. Gene Ontology annotation, biological process: sodium ion transmembrane transport; amino acid import across plasma membrane; nitrogen compound transport.
AUCGGCCUGGCGAAGAUGCACGAAUAAUUCCGAGUGAGGCGCGCCAGGUCCGAGUCCCAAGUUUCGUAUCAUUAGUACACGCAAUGUCCACAAGAAGGCACUGUCAAUUGAAAACGCGAUAGGCGUACAUGUGUGCGUUUGUCGCUGGUGCUGACGCACAAUCGGCAUACACAACACCGUCGUGACGCGACGUCGACGUACCGUAAUCGCGUGCAACCGCAGCAACAAAAUCGUUCCGAUUUUCGCGAUUAUUCUACGGGGACGUGUUUCAAUUCCCCGAACGGGCAACGAAACUUUUGUCAAUUACAAACGUCACGGUUCCACGUGGACGGUUCCCCUGUUAUCAAGCUCUCUGUACAUCGAUGGGUCUCAGUGACUUCAUAGGAAUGCAAUCGACCCGGUCGAGGCCCUCUUCGAUCUGACAGAUCGCCAUGCCAUCAUGAAUGCCACGGACAGCAACAGCGGCGUCAACGGCAACGACAGCAACAACACGAUCGCGGCCAAGACGAACGCGCACGGCAACAGUGUUCGUCUGCAGAGCGUGAUCGGCAAGCAGAGCAGCUGCGUGCGCAAGAUGAGCACGAUGCCGGAGGAGGAGGAUGCCUCGGACGAUAUGGAUCCUGACGUGAUAAGGAUAGGGCACCAGCAUCAUUAUCAGCAUCAUCACGACGCCGAUUCGGAUUCCCCUGUCGAGGAAAGGGGCCGUUUGUUGAGCAUCACCGAUUCGACCACUGCCCAUCAUCGAAAGAUCGCCAUUACCCCUUCGAGCUCGAGCAACCUCCACCACUGUAACGGCUUGAAGAAGGCCAUCCCCCGUAACGACAGCGGGAACAGCAUCCACGAGAGGGCGUAUUCCCGCCUCCAACAAUCGAGAUCCGGGGAUCAGGUCGGUCAACCAGAGACGAGGCUUCUGAAUCGUGACAAUCCUCAGGGUAUACUCAGAUCGUCCGCUCGGGGAAUCGACUCGCACGGUGGUGGACGGUAUCGUUGCUCGAGCGUGAGAUCGGUGAAAUCUAAUCCGACGAUGGAUGAACACCAUCACCAGUAUCAUCCACCGGCGGCCAGCUGGGCAUCGAUCGUGUUCUCGGACGGAAACGGGCAAACCCACGUCCGCACGCUUCCCGAUUCCGUCUCUAUACGCUCUCUAGCAUCGAUCGGCAUGGGCUCUUCAAACGGGCGGAAGCUCACUAUACGUAGAGUUCUCACUUCGCCGUCGGAGCUGCUUAACAUGGUACAUCCGCCGCCAUCAUUCGAAGAUGACUUGUCCGUGUGUACCAGCUUCGACGAUGCUGAAGAUGACGCUCAGGACCCAGGAGACUACAGACAAUCUAGACGACCACAUUGGGCCAACAAAAUGCAAUUUGUCCUUGCUUGUAUCGGUUAUUCUGUUGGCCUCGGUAAUAUUUGGAGGUUUCCUUACCUAUGUUACAAAAGUGGCGGUGGUGUGUUCUUGAUACCUUACUUCUUAAUACUUGUAGUAUGUGGAGUACCAUUAUUGUAUAUGGAACUUAGUAUUGGACAAUUUACACGAAGAGGACCGAUCGGUGCUCUCGGUCAAAUUUGUCCCUUAUUUAAAGGAGCUGGCUUGUCUUCGGUAGUAAUAUCAUUUUUGAUGUCGACUUACCAUAACGUCAUAAUAGCCUACGCUAUAUAUUAUUUCUUUACGGCGUUCAGAGCAAAACAACCAUGGUCCGACUGCGAAAAUUCAUGGAACACAUUGGCAUGCUGGUUACCUACUUAUAGUGGCAUCGAUAAUAGAACAAGACCAAACGCUUCGAGAACUCCAGCCGAAGAAUUUUUCGACAACAAAGUACUCCAAAUUAGUAAUGGAAUCGAAGAAUCAGGGCCAUUAAGAUGGGAACUGAUUGCUUGUUUGAUUACCGCUUGGAUCAUGGUAUAUUUCUCCGUUUGGAAGUCCAUCAAAUCAUCGGCACAAGUGAGAUACCUGACCGCGACUCUGCCAUUUCUUUUAAUCGUCGUCUUCCUCAUGCGGUCCCUUACCCUUGAAGGUGCUGACAAGGGUCUGCAAUUUUUCUUCCGCCCUCGUUGGGAACUGCUCGCCGACGCGAAGGUCUGGAUCUACGCAACCGCUCAAAUUUUCAAUUCCGUGGGCAUAGCGUUUGGUUCGAUGAUAUGUUUCGCGAGUUACAACAAAUUCCAUAAUACUAUCCUAAUAGACACUAUGGCUGUUUCGCUCAUAAACGGUUUUAGCAGCUUACUUGUUGGAAUAUUUUCAUUUGCUACUAUCGGAAAUAUUGCUCUCGAACAAAAUAUGUCUGUCGAAGAUGUUUUAACAGAUGGACCUGGCCUCGUAUUCGUUCUUUACCCGCAAGCGUUAGCCAAGAUGCCAGCAUCGCAAGUGUGGGCCGUGUUAUUUUUCUUUAUGCUAGUCUGCCUUUCUUUGAAUAGUCAGUUUGCAAUAGUGGAAGUUGUUGUAACAUCGAUACAAGAUGGCUUUCCGAAAUGGGUAAAACGUCAUUUAACGUGUCAUGAAAUGUUAGUACUUUUAGUAUGCGUUAUAUCAUUUUUGUUUGGCCUACCUAACAUCUCACAGGGUGGAAUUUAUUUUUUCCAAUUGAUAGAUCAUUAUGCUGCCUCGAUAUCGAUAAUGUUUUUAGCCUUCUUUGAAGUAAUUGCGAUAUCUUGGUUUUAUGGCGUACGAAGAUUGUGCAAUAAUGUGAAAGAAAUGACAGGACGUGUACCGUCCUCAUAUUUUCGAUUUUGUUGGCUCAUCGCUGCACCUUUUCUUAUCAUGGCUGUGUGGGUAUUCAGUUUAAUUGAUUAUGAACCACCGACCUACCACAAUGGUGAAUACAAGUACCCGUGGUGGGCAGAGGCGAUCGGUUGGGGAAUAGCCUCUCUUUCGCUCAUUUGCAUUCCCGCUUUCGCUAUCUACGAGUUCAUCAGAGCCAACGGGAAUACUUGUGCAGAGAAAUUACGGAACUCUAUUAAGCCGCAUUUCGAAGCGUGUAAAAUUUGCGGCCAAGAAUACUGUAACGAGUCCAUGCACAAUUUCGAGGAGGAUAUGAUCAAGGAACAACAGGACGCAAAUAGUCCGAUACAAUUGAGCAUCAGUCCCCCUUUGUCGAAAUCCCAGACGUAAAACUAUAAAGUUAAUCGUUUGAAAACACGGGUAUCUUUUAUAUAUAUAUAUACAUAUGUUUUUGGAAAUGAAAAUGGAGUUAACCGAAAACGUUGGCUAAAAUUGAUAUUUGAUUUUUUGCUCUUUAUUGUUUAAUAUACAAUUUAUCGUGGUUUAGUUAUUUGUAUUUGUCAAAAAUUAAGCUUUAGAAUCCCAAAUUUUGUAAAUUUAUUACACAAAAAUUAUAAAAAAUAUUUAAAAUUAAAUAUUAAGAUCGAUAUUUAACAAUUUUAGUAAACAAUUUUAUUAUUAACAAAAAAGUAUUAUCCUUGGAUACUGAUGAUCUUUUCAUAUUAAAAUAUUAUCGAGAUCGGAGGAUAUUUUUCAAUGUUAAAUAAAAUAUAAAUAACUUAACACAAGAAAAAAUUUUUACAAAAAAGUUAUAAAUAUUUAAUUUAUGAUGUGACUCGCACUCACUCUACUUGGAAUUCUAGAGAUUAAGAUAAAAGAUAAGAUAAUUUAUGAUCUUGCAAUAUUAUAAUAUUUUUUCAUUGCGAAAUAUAAAUACUCGCAAUUAUUUAUGAACAUUUUUAAAUGCUUGAAAUAAUGGUUAUUCAAGAAAAAUUAAUUUUAUAUACUAUAUCCAUCGUUAUAUAUAAAAGAAAAUUCAAGAAUAUUUGUGAGAAACUUGGCGCAUCCGAUACGAGUUUUACAGAAAACAAACUUUAUGGAUUAUGUAGAAAAGUAGUAUUUUGCUCAAAUCUUCCAACAUCGACGUUAUAGUAUAGAAAAUGAAAUUUUAAUAAGAUUACUUCAUUAAGGACAAAGUAAUAUAAAUUUUUAUGAUUAUUUAUCAAUUAUCAUAUAUAUAUAUUUAAAAUUUCAAAACAUUUUUUAUUGCAAUAAUUAUAAUUAAAUGAUCUUGGAUUUUUGAAACGCUUUCUAAAUAAUGCAUUGAGUAUUAGAAUUAUUUUAAAAUUUGAUUCAAAUGAAAAUCCAAUACGUAAAAUAGAAGCGCAAAAGACAUAUAAAUGAUUUAUUAAAAUCUAAUAAUUCUUUUCAUAAUUUUAAAAAAUAAUACAGUUAUUAUAUCCAUUACUAUUAAACUAAAAAAAAAAUUACAAAUGAAAUGCUAUAUUAAUGCAAUAUUGAACCUUAAUGAAAAUUUCUCCUCCCCUUUUUUUAAAUUAUUAAAAAAUUGAAAAUGUAACUCUGAAUUAUAUUUUAUAACGAGAAGAGAUAUCGAAUUACGAUAUUUAAAUAUUUUAUUGUAAAAUUUUUAUGCGUGAAAAAAGUAAAACAGUAUGAUAUAUUUUACAAAGCUAGUAGAGGACAAUUAAAAUAAUUUACGCAUAUAGAAACAUUCGCAUACAUUUCUCGUUUUUACAUUUUAACAUUUCAUUUUGAAAUGGAAAUUUUUUUUCAAAUACCCGUAAUUAGAUCGAUAUUAUGUGUAUUGAUCGUAAAAUUUAUUCUACGAAAGAUAUACGUAAUGUGAUUAAUCAGAAAUACUUAUAACCAUUACGCACACAUCAAAUUUGUCGCAUGAAUAAUUAAAAAUGAAUCAUAAUCGUAUCGUGAGAACUGUUGCGCAUCAACAAUUUUAUACUUUAAUUAUAUGUGUUCCGGUAUUAUUACAUAUACGUAUCUUUAAGUAUACUUCGUACAUAGAUGAUUCUAAACCUGCUAUGAUUCUUUUUUAAGUAAAACUAAAGAAAACUGCUAAAAGAAAAAAAAGGUUAAAUUUUUAUUUUAACCUAUAUUUUCUAAUAUUUUACAAUUAUUUCUUAUACUUUAUAUAUUUUUUUUACACAUUUUAUAUAUGCAAAAUAAUAUAUAAUCUUUUUCAAAAUUCGAUUUAAUUAAUUGAAGUUGAUAUAUUCGAAUAUCGUUAAGUCAAAAUAGAUACAUGAAAUAACAAAUAUUUUAGAUUACGUAAAUAGAAAAUAAAAAAUAAUACUUAAAUAUAAUCGUUAAUUAAUAAUAUUACUUAUUGUUGAUUCUUUUAUUUACUUAAAAAAUAAUCUGUACUUCGUAAUAUUUAGAAUCAUUCUAAAUUGUUACAUGACGUUAUAAAAGAUAAAAAUCUUUUAUUAGUUCGAUCAAACUGACAAAAAAUCUAAGAAAUAGAAAAAUUGAAUAAUAUAAUGUUAAGUUAGAAUAUAGAAAUCAUUCAUAAAAAAAAUUAGUUACAAUUAUCAACAUAGAAAUGAGUCAAUGAUUCUUUCUUGCUUUAUAAACAUAAAGACAUUUGAUAUUUCAUUGUACUUCAUAAUUAGUUCCCAUAUAUGUUUAAAAAUAAAUAGAAAUACUAUAUUGUUAUAUUUGUUACGUAUUAAAAAUGAUAUUAUUCGACUAGAUAUCAUUCAUAAAUAUGUACGUAUUAUAAUAUAUAGUUAGUUAAAAAUAUUCGUAUCCUAUAUUAUUUUCGUAUUCUAUUCUAAAAGAAUUUUGAUUUUAUUUUGUACAUAUAUAAAUCACGACAAAUUAUAAUAUAUGGAAUAAUUUUUUUAUUGGUAAAAAAUUUUAAAAAUGAGAUUCAAUCAUCAAAAAAAGUUUCAACAUUUUUUAAAUUUUGAGAUUAUUUAUUUUUUAAUUUAAAAUUUAUUUCAUAUCAUUAUAAAAUUAUAUUUGAAAAAAUAAAAAAUGAAAUUGAACAUUAAUCAUUAAAAUAAUAUUUCAUUAAAAAAAUUUAUCAUAUAUGUAUAAUUCAUUAUCCUCUAAAUAAUUAUAAUUAUAAUUUUUAAUAUUUAUAUUAAAAAAAAAUAAUAACUUUUUUAAAUAAAAAGAAUAAAAUAAAUAAAUAAAUUUUUGUAACAUAGAACACGAAUAUUUUUAUAACUGAUUAUAGAUGCAUAUAUUGAUAGAAUAUCAAAAUGCAAACGCAUUGAACAGAAAUAGAAUAAUAAUCGUUCGAUACAUUGCGAUUAACGAUCGAUAUAAAUUUAGACGAAUAUGUCAUAUAAUAAUGAGUACAAAUGCUAAUUUCCCGUACUUUUAUAUUUUAUUGGAUAAGUAGCACAAAUAAAAACGAUUGUUACGCAAAGGCAACAAGAACUAGCUGCAUAAGCUUGUUAACAACGUGACUGUACACGUGAUAAGAAUAAAUAUCAUCAAGUGUGAUAUACGUCGUAUGCCGAAUAUAAAAAAUAAUAAGUUAAUGUACAAAAUUAAAUUGUCAAUUAGAAAAAGACAUCGAGCACUUUAGAUUUGUAAUUAAUUCAGAAUUUUAAUAAAUUAUUUUAUUCUCAUA